GCGCUCGGAUGCUUCAAUCUAUCAGAGUGGGAACUCUGCUGCUGAUGUGUUAGAUCCUGGCGGAGUUUGAGUUUUGAAACCCGCGUUGCCUUGAAAUCACACAAAGAAGUGAUGAAAAUAUAAGAUUUCGAACUUCGGAAGACGUAAUUGUUUCGUAUUGAAAAAUUGCAUUGAGGGGAGAGCGUAUGGGACGACUUUAAAGCACUUUGGGGCAAGUCCAUUAACGUUUUAAAUGGCACAUGGGUAAUUUCAAGGGACAUGCACUCCCUGGAAGUUUUUUCCUCCUAUUUGGCAUCUGGUGGUCAGUGAAAUAUCCGAUGCGGUACCUCUGCAAAAAGAAUAAGAAUGUUUGUUAUGUCGCAUCAAUGUCGGUUCAUCGGCGAAUAGACAUAAUUGAGGGAAUUGUGAAAGCUAUCUUUGCACUGAUAGGUAUGCUGUCUGAGCAAUUUAUCACUGGUGGACCUGGCUUGCAGCUGUACAACAAUGAGGAAAACGAUUGGAAUCAUCUGUCCAAUUGGCAACAUUCAACUAUGUAUUUCUUCUAUGGUCUCUCGGGUAUGGUGGACAUUAUUGUCCAUACAAUACCUGCAAUACCAAUGGCCUUGGAUAGACUCAUGCUUGCUAUUGCAGUCUUCGCUGAAGGUUUCUUAUUUUAUUAUCAUGUGCAUGGCCGUGAAAUGCUUGACGUUCAUGUCCAUACUCUCUUGUUGGUGGCUGUGUUUGGUGGCUCCAUCAGCAUCUUUCUUGAAGUCUUUCUCCGUGGGAAUAUAGUACUGGAGCUUUUUAGGACAAGCUUGUGUAUACUGCAGGGCAGCUGGUUCUGGCAGAUUGGGUUUAUUCUAUAUCCUCCUAAUGGAAGAUCUCAAUGGGAACUAGAUAGUCAUGAUAAUAUGAUGUUUGUGACCAUGUGCUACUGUUGGCAUUAUAUGGUUGCGCUUCUCAUUAUGGCUAUCAGCUAUGCAAUUGUCAGUUGGGUAAUUCAUACAAAGUUAAAACGAAUUGAUCCUCUGGAAAUGGGACUGUUGAAAUCAUCUGAUCAAGCCCAAGAGACUGAAGAAGAAAUGUAGCCAGAUAAAUAUUGUUAUUUGCUGCUACCGUGCCUUCUUUAUUACUCGAAUACACCUUUAGAAAAAGCCUUUGGUAAUUUUUAGUUGACAUCUUUCCUAUGGGGAAACCUGUGUCUAUGAUGAAAUGCUUUACGCAUGGAAAGGGACUGUAUUAUCUGUACUUUCCUGCAUUAUUCAUAACCUUUGACAAGUUUGGUAACCAUGCGUGGCAUUGUGCAAUUUUUGCAAUAAUCAGAACUUAAUACCGUGUUCUAUUCUUCGAAGAGUAUGGAAGAGAGGAGAAAUCUAUCUUUUUAUUAGAAUCUAAUUUUUUCUGCUUCGUUUCCCGCAAAAUGACCAAAAUUAGAAUACAAAUUUAGGUGAUUUGUAAAUGUUGGCUGGCUGUGUGAGAGAAUAAAUGUCUAAUUAUAAUCUUAGUCAUUUCCAAAAAUGUCCCUGCAGGGUAGAUUCUAUUUUUUAGAAAAUAAGUAACCUGAAGGCAUAUCUAAGAAGUUUUGAUACUUUUCAUGAAUAUCGAAGGUUUAUCCUUUCUGAAUACCAACAUAUGCUCUAUGCAAGGGCAAUUCAUCUUGGCCUGCCCUCCAUUUUAAAAUAGAUUAUCAAUAAUAAAUAAUACCUCAUGUGAAUGGGCCAAUGGCUUGACUUUUGGUUGGCAAGGUUCAAUUUAGAAAAGUUCAAUAGUUUUAUGAAGGUGUACAAAAUAUAAAAAUGUAAAAAAUUACAUUGACAUUUUUAAUAAAGGUCAGUGGGAUGGAAUUGGUUUGUGCCAUUAUAUGAAACUGGCUCAUAGAGAACCAGAAAUCAGUUUUGCAUUGAUUUGACAAGAAUGUGGCUCCACUUCAUGUUCCAGUCAAAGAUAAAAUUGUAACCCAUUCCCUAGUGCUACCCACCAUCAUAUGCCUAAGGUAUCUGCAGCAACAUCAUAGCAAAAAUUCUGCUGGAGUUGUGCAAUGAUAAAUGUGUCGGGUUUUUCAUUUAUCGAAAGGUCACGUACUUUAUUCAUAUUUAUGUUUUUUUCAAUUAUAUAAACCUUGCAAAUCAAGAUAAAAUAAUCAAGUCUAAGCUCUACUUGAUAAAUUAUUGGUGCCAUGUGUCUCCUGGGGUAUUUUUGAAUUUGUCCGCCACAACUACACUUGGUUCAGAAUAUUAGUGAAGCUUCCAACAAUUUGAUGCUUAGGUGAUGGUAC
This is a messenger RNA of Amblyraja radiata (thorny skate), 2254 nucleotides long. It is a transcript of the gene tmem45a, whose product is annotated as transmembrane protein 45a. Lineage: Eukaryota; Metazoa; Chordata; Chondrichthyes; Rajiformes; Rajidae. The record is from RefSeq and is a predicted model, not a curated record. Bases 240 to 1067 code for a protein of 275 amino acids. The transcript is spliced from 6 exons.